CAGGCUGCAGCCCCCUCUGCCCACCCUCCCCACCACGACAAGCCCCAGUGCCGUGAAGCAAGAGCACCCACACAGGUUGCUCUACCCAGUGUGACGUUCUGACUUCCUACCCUGAGGCACAAACUGAGACUCCCCCCUGAGGGUCCUUCAGGACAGGGGCAGCCAUGUCACAGUUCUCUACCAUGACAACAAGGGAGAGGAAAAUGCAGGCGGCAGCAAUCUGCAGGGAGUUUCAAGCCCAGGAAGAUAUAGAGAUGGAUCUUGGGAAGAAAAUGAGCGUGCCUAAGGACAUCAUGCUGGAGGAGCUGUCUCUUGCCUCCAACCGUGGCUCCCGUCUCUUCAAAAUGCGCCAGAGGCGCUCAGAAAAAUACACCUUUGAGAACAUCCAGAAUGAAAACAACAAGCUGCUCAACAACUCAGUGGUUUUCCAAACAGAGAAUGGGAAUCCCAUGGUCAGCCACAGUGGCAAGAACGACUCGGGAGACAACCAACCCUCGAAAGUACCGUCUGACACAGCAGAUACAGGAAUGGUGCCAAAUCCAGAUAGUAUUGCCCCGGGCUAUGGAGGUCCUUUGAAGGACAUCCCUCCAGAGAAGUUCAACUCCACGGCUAUCCCCAAGUCUUACUUCUCACCCUGGGAGCAGGCCAUCAUCAGCGACCCGACCUUAGCUCGCACCCUCACCACCUGCAUGGCUGAACCAGAGCCCCAACCAGAUCUACCAGGUUACAAAAGUUUUAACAGGGUGGCAAUCCCAUUUGGUGGCUUCAACAAGGCACCCACACCUGCUCCCGUCAAUCUGCCACAGGUCGAAGCCCUGCCUGACUUCCCCGAUCUCCGGGCUGAAACAAAAGUACCUCGGCCCACCUUCAACAGAUCCGCUAUGGGGUGGUUGACGGCGAGCGAUGCAGUCCCCCUCCCCACCGUUUCCCUUGAGCCUGUGCCGCUCCCUGAGUCAGAUGACCUUUGAACCCAUAAUGAAGUCACACAGAGAUGCUGUCAAGUUAGUCGCUGCACCCAAGGUCAUGGUGAGCAGGGGAAACAUUUUCGGUCAGGGUGAGAGAAAGCAUUCUCUUGGAAUCGGCUGGUUGAAGUAAUCGUAUGUCCAGCAUCCCUUGUGUUUUUUUUCAGUGAUGUCAUCUCUUGCACUGAAAUGAAAUUUAAUCAUGAGUUAAUGUACAGGGGGCAGGGACACUGCUGGAAUAAAUGGAGCUUGUUGUAAAUGAAUGUGUACUAAGUAUAUUUUAUCUUGCAGCACAAGUUUAGCUAAAUAAAAUGGUGUUUGAGUCCAGCAUUA
Solea solea (common sole) is the source of this 1295-nucleotide messenger RNA. Its product is annotated as myozenin-2-like. Gene Ontology annotation, molecular function: telethonin binding; actin binding; FATZ binding. NCBI's taxonomy places the organism in Eukaryota, Metazoa, Chordata, Actinopteri, Pleuronectiformes, Soleidae. The record is from RefSeq and is a predicted model, not a curated record. Gene Ontology annotation, cellular component: actin cytoskeleton; Z disc. The transcript has 6 exons. The coding region runs from base 165 to 968 and encodes 267 amino acids.